This is a messenger RNA of Phragmites australis (common reed), 471 nucleotides long. RefSeq lists its product as uncharacterized. NCBI's taxonomy places the organism in Eukaryota, Viridiplantae, Streptophyta, Magnoliopsida, Poales, Poaceae. The record is from RefSeq and is a predicted model, not a curated record. Bases 4 to 471 code for a protein of 155 amino acids. The transcript has 4 exons.
CCUAUGGAUCUUAGCCGAAAGAGAACGUAUGCAAACUUCUCUCACAAGCCAGUGGCGCCUAGAUUCAAAUUAUUCGAUGAUAUUGAAUAUUUGGAUUUGGAGAGAUUAUGGAGUGUCGUUGUUAGGGUAGAUGUCAAGUUCCCGAUCCCCUCUCGUCAUCGUGAUAGCCAACACUUCAUUCUCAUGGAUAUCAAUGGAUCCAAAAUAGAAGCAAUUACAUUGAACAACAACGUUGAGAGAUUCAACACUUUACUCGCAGAAGGGUGCAUUUAUACCCUGCAUGAAGUGAGAUUCGAUCCUAACUGGGAGGAGGCGAUGCAGUUUCGGAAUAUUGGGCACCGGUAUGAGUGCGUCUUGAACGACCGCACUAGGGUUGAGUCGUAUACCAUGCCUAUUCAAUUUCCGCUCUAUCCGAAGCAUCUCAUGCCAAUCCAUGAAGUGUACCGACGUCCUAACAAGACGUUUAUGUAG